This is a messenger RNA of Cucurbita pepo subsp. pepo (vegetable marrow), 1983 nucleotides long. Its product is annotated as protein IQ-DOMAIN 6-like. Gene Ontology annotation, molecular function: protein binding. NCBI's taxonomy places the organism in Eukaryota, Viridiplantae, Streptophyta, Magnoliopsida, Cucurbitales, Cucurbitaceae. The record is from RefSeq and is a predicted model, not a curated record.
AUUCCAAAGUGGGGAUUAGAUCGGACGGUGGGGAUUCCCCGAGAAGGAACUAAAGAAGAGGGCAUUAAUAGAAGUAUGUUUAGAGGAAGAUUUGUCAGAUUGGAGGUUUUGGUAUGUAGCCGUGCCUGGCAGCGUGACUUUUCAUGGAUUUUUUCUUUUUGGAAAUCGUGGGGUUGGUAUCGUUAAUAAUGUAAAACCCCAAGGGUAAAAAAGGAAUCUUGGAAUGAAGCGGGACAAGUAGGCGUAUCCGAACUCCAUUGUUGGGCAUUUGAAAUUCAAAUGCGAAGCUCUCGUUGGUUGUCGUGGUUGAAACACUUUUUUUGUCUCUCUCACACGACACGACCCACAAAGUUUUUGAAUUUUUGGAUUUCAGUUGCAAGAGAGUGACAUUCUUCUCCCCCUCCCCUACACAAAAAAGCCUGCAACUUUUCUCCUCUUAAGUUUUCACUAUUGAUAUCUCUGUUUCGUCUCUGGUUUCAUGGGGGGUUCUGGGAAAUGGAUGAAGGUUCUUAUAGGACAGAGGAAGUCUGAUAAGGAAGACAAUGUGAGCAAAACUAAGAAAUGGAGGCUAUGGAGGAGCCCUUCAGGGGAUUUGAGCUCUGCUUGGAAGGCUUAUAAAGGGGCACAUAAGACAGCUUCUGAAGGCUCUCAUUCUCCUCGAGCCCCUGAUUCUUUCACCGUCGCUGUCGCCACCGUCCUCCGUGCUCCGCCCAAAGAUUUCAGGCUUGUUCGCCAAGAAUGGGCUGCAAUUCGUAUCCAAACUGCAUUUCGCGGUUUCUUGUCUAGGAGGGCUCUUAGGGCGUUGAAGGGAGUGGUGAGGCUUCAAGCUCUGGUGAGGGGUCGUUUGGUGAGGAAGCAGGCAGCUGUUACCCUUAGGUGCAUGCAGGCUUUGGUUCGAGUUCAAGCUCGAGUCAGGGCUCGUCGUGUGAGGAUGUCGGUCGAGGGGCAGGCUGUGCAGCAAUUGCUUGAUGUACAUCGCAGCAGGGCUGAUCUCUUGAAGCAAGCUGAGGAGGGUUGGUGUGAUAGCAAAGGGACAUUGGAAGAUAUCAAAGCUAAGUUACAAAUGAGGCAAGAUGGAGCAUUUAAGAGGGAGAGAGCCAUUGCAUACUCUCUUGUUCAAAAGCAAUUGAAGGCAACACCAAGCUCAACCUUGCGAACGGAUGCUUCGGUUUACGCUCUUAAGAAUUAUAAGUUCGACAAGAACAAUUGGGGAUGGAGUUGGUUGGAGAGAUGGAUGGUGGCGAAGCCAUGGGAGACGAGGUUGAUGGAACAAUCUCGCACUGAUUCGAUUGAAGUCACUCCACCUUCAAAGAGCUGUACAGAGUCUGUUUUGUCUAAAUAUUCCAAAGGUUCUGAACCAAGUUUGGUGAAAGUUCGGAAGAACAAUGUAUCAACUAGGAUAUCUGCUAGACCUCCCUCAAGUGGGCAAACUCGUUCUUGUUCUAGCCCAAGUUCUGAUUUCUGGUAUGAUGAGAGCUCUGCUUCAUCUUCAAUCUGCACAUCGACGACUCCCGUUUCAGGGCAUGCUUUCUCAACCAUAGAAAGAACAGAUAACAGCAGUAACAGUAGGCCGAGUUACAUGAACCUUACCGAGUCAACAAGGGCGAAGCAGAAGACAAAUAGUCACUUGUCGCUCCGAAUUCAAAGGCAGUCCAUGGAUGAAUUUCAAUUCCUUAAGAAGUCGGCAGCUUUCUCCAAUGGGGAUUCUAAGAGCAGUGCUGGCUCUGAUUCAUCAGUCAACCCCUUCAAGCCAUUGAUGCUGCCAACACAACUGGGUAAGAAUGGAACAAAGCUAAGGUCAUGAGCAAUUAGAUAGAGCCCUGUUUCUGGUCAUUCUAGAAGAAGAGUUCUGCACUGCCUUAUUUCUCAAUUCCUUCCGUCAAAAUUGUGUAUCACUAGAGAGAGUUUGUAUUGUUUCAAAGGCACGUUGAACUAAAACAACCUGCAAUGUCCAAUGGAGAAUGGCUCGUUCUUUGUAUUAUA